CCCGGGCCGGGCCAGAGCUGCGCAGUCAUGAUCACAGCGGAGGCCGCAUCAGAGUCCGCUGUCCUUGCGGUGCCGGGUGAUACAGCCGCCCCUGGAGUCCCAGAGCGCGAGGAGCUGGUGUGGCCCUGGAAAGAUGCCCCGAUCCGGGCGCUGGUGCAGCGCAUCCACCAGCUGCAAGCUGAGCGCGCGCAGGCCUUCCGCCGGCUGGAGGAAGGCCACCGCCAGUACCUGAGCAGCGGCCCGCUCUACGACUUCCCGCGCUACCGGAGCACGGUACACGAGGUGACCCAGGUCUUCGCCGCCGCCUCGAGAGAGGUGCUGGCGCUGGAGGCCGAGCUAGCCGGACCCCGAGCGCAGCCGCUGCUCGCGAGCCACGUGCGCAGCCUGCAGCAGCUGGAGGAGACGCGCCUGACCACGGUGGCCCUGCUGCAGCUGAUGGGGACACCAGAGCUGACUGGGCACGAGGACAGCCUGCAGAUGCACCAGCUGAAGAUGAAUUCCCAUCCACUCUUGUAGGGUAAUUAAAACCAUGGAAGCAAUCAGUGAGGUUCUCCAGGACCUCAGGUUUGAUGCGGAAUCUGCCGAGUAAUGGUGGCUCCGCAGGGACAAGAGAGAUGGAGAAUGGGGCAUAUGGCGCCCUGCCCUGCCCACCAGCUGGCUGGGGUCACACCCCGUCGGACCACUGACCCUCCUCGAGUUCACUUCACCUCUCAUAAUAAAGAGCCUAAAGAACCUUC
Molecule: messenger RNA, 737 nt
Organism: Budorcas taxicolor (takin)
Lineage: Eukaryota; Metazoa; Chordata; Mammalia; Artiodactyla; Bovidae
Gene: REX1BD
Product: required for excision 1-B domain containing
Exons: 5
Coding region: 28-516 (162 amino acids)
Source: RefSeq, a predicted model, not a curated record